This is a messenger RNA of Aspergillus wentii DTO 134E9, 480 nucleotides long. RefSeq lists its product as uncharacterized. Bases 1 to 480 code for a protein of 159 amino acids. The record is from RefSeq and is a predicted model, not a curated record. NCBI's taxonomy places the organism in Eukaryota, Fungi, Ascomycota, Eurotiomycetes, Eurotiales, Aspergillaceae. The transcript is spliced from 2 exons.
AUGACUGCACUAUCCUCUGGAAUAGGCAUAGCAGAUCUAGAUGCCAGCACCCACACCAACACGCCGAAAUUCAGAAACACAAUCCAGAACCACCCCGGGAUCAAAGCAGAUAUGAAGCAUUGCCUCUCAAGCAUUGGAACGGACGAAGACUACAGCCUCUUCUGCGAAUACUAUAGCAUUUCGCCAGAUGCCGUUCGACAGCUGGUCGAAUACAGCACGGGAUACGGGCCGUAUGACAACGCUCUGGAGGUUUUGAACCUUGGUGCUGAUCUGUAUCAUCUGGGGCAUGGGGCACCUCCUGGCGUUCUGGAUUAUGGCUUUCAGGGUGUUCUUGAGUGUGUUAAAAAGUGUUUGGCUCGAAUUAAGUUCGAAAUGGGGGGUGAUGAGGAGGAGGAGGAGGAGGAGGAGAAUGAAGAUAGGGAUCUACUCAAGGAGAUGGAUGACGCUUGUGGUGAGUUUUGGUAUGCUUGGAAUGUCUAG